AUGGUGUUUGAGCUUCGCUUCUCAACACAAAUCAUCACUCCUGUACAAAAGCUUCAAAUCAUUAACGCUGCAAAAGGAGAAAACAAAAAGCCAAUUGACACACCAACAGAUGACAUGGAUGACAGAGACGAAGAAGUGCUACCAUGCCCAACUGAGUCCUCUCUAAACUAUACGCAUUAUAAAUUUUCAGUGACAGUGCCUCCUGAAUUUCCAAACAAGAAUAUGAGCAUUGCUUUGAUUGGCAUUCAUGGCCAAGGAAUAACGGAUAGCGUCACACGACCACAGGGUGCAAGCCCCUCUGCUGACAUUAGCAACGUUACUGCAGCUGGGGCAUUUCAAAACAACACCUCAAACUUCACACAUCAACAAUCCAUACAGUAUUGUGUUGUUGAUGGCCAACUCAGAACCUUGCAAAACGAUUCAUCCUUGACAUCAGUAACAGAAGUUGUGAAGUUUUUGAAAAAACUUAUUUUUGAUGCCGAAAAGAGAAAUUUUGAAUCUCAACAACGUGACACUCUUUCCAUGCUAUUUGGAAAUGAUAAAGAUAUGCUAACACAACUAGAGAGUCAAUAUUUCUUACCAGAUUACGACUCAAUGGUUUUUGAAGAGAGAGUCGUUGAUCGAAGACACAAUUAUGUAUUAAGAUCAUGUACAUAUAACCAACAAUGUUAUGCUGUGAGGACAGUCAUUUUUUCAAAACCAGAACAGCUUGAAUCCUGGAAACGAGAAGCUCUUUUGCUUUGUACAUUGAAACAUCCAUCCAUUGUUGACCAUAUUGGAUAUGGCCUUCGGGUUGACAAAUUUCAAUUCAAAAUUCUAAUGGAGCAUUGCAAGUAUGGCUUCCUUUAUGAUAUACUUUUUAAGCCUCCAGCAAAGAAAAAAUCAAGCUCAGAGGCAACUAAUUUGAAAGAGCAAUUGAAAGAUCCAGAUAUCAUCUAUAGAGUCGCAAUUAGCGCCGCAAAAGCAUUACAUUACUUACACACAGAAAAGAAAAUGAUUUAUGUUAAUGUGAACAGUGCGAAUAUUAUGCUCGCUGAUGAAUUCCAAACAAAGUUUUUGGUGGACUCUAGUACUUGCUAUGUAUGUAAUGUAGCAGCAUCGGGUCCAAUCAACGACAUUUCGCCGUCACAAACCACUGAAAAUCUUGUAAUUCCACCUGCACUAAUCAAAUAUUACAAUCCAAAUGUUAGUGCAGCAGAAACAGCUGUGCUUGUGCAGUACAAAUCACCAGAGCAAAUUUUAUUGCCCAAACAAAAGUACUUGCUCACUUCGGCUGUCGACAUUUUUGCAUUUGGUAUUGUAUUGUAUGAAAUAUUCACACAGAGAAAUCCAUGGAAAGGAACGCAGCCCAAGACCAUUUUAGAGAAGGUUGCUAAUGGAGAACGACCUGAAUUGUCACCUCAAUUUGUUCUUGUUCCUCAACAAGUCGAGAUUGCAGAGCUCAUUUCAUGGUGUUGGAAACAAGACCCAUUAGAGAGACCUAAUAUUUCUCAAGUACUAAAUGCAUUGACACAAUUAUCAUGUAAGAAAGCACAAUAA
Molecule: messenger RNA, 1539 nt
Organism: Naegleria lovaniensis
Lineage: Eukaryota; Heterolobosea; Eutetramitea; Acrasida; Naegleriidae
Exons: 1
Coding region: 1-1539 (512 amino acids)
Biological process (GO): protein phosphorylation
Molecular function (GO): protein kinase activity; ATP binding
Source: RefSeq, a predicted model, not a curated record